CUCGGCAGGAAGGGCAGAGAGGAGCAAGAAGGCAUCGCAACUGUCCUCCCGGACCCAGGCCCCCAGGCCCUAGAGGUCUUGCUCCCGCCGGGCGAAGUUCCGAGCACAGCCACCAGAUGGCGCCCGGUUCUCUCGGGCAGGGCUUGCAGUAAGGCUGUGCGGCCGCCAGAUGGUGCUCGAGGCCGCAGCUCUGCGGGCAGUGCAGGGGACAAAGCGGAACGAGGAAGGCCCGCGGGUCCGAGCGCAGUCCGGGGAGCCCCCGCGCAAGUGCCUUUGCCACCACCGCCUCCAGCCCGCGCCAUGAUCCAGCCCUUGCCCCGGCUCUCUGUGCCCGCCGCGCUGGCCCUGGGAUCGGCUGCUCUGGGCGCCGCCUUCGCUACGGGCCUUUUCCUGGGGAGACGCGCACAGCGAUUCCGGAGAGAGAAGCGCCUGCUGCCCCCCGAGGACAGCCCCCUGUGGCAGUAUCUGCUGAGCCGCUCCUUGCGGGAGCACCCAGCGCUGCGAAGCCUGCGGCUGCUGACUCUGGAGCAGCCGCAGGGGGAUUCCAUGAUGACCUGUGAGCAGGCCCAGCUUCUGGCCAACCUGGCGCGGCUCAUUAAGGCCAAGAAGGCGCUGGACCUGGGCACUUUCACAGGCUACUCAGCCCUGGCAUUGGCCCUCGCACUGCCCCCGGCCGGGAGCGUGGUGACCUGCGAGGUGAACCCUGGGCCCCCGGAGCUGGGGCGGCCCCUAUGGCGGCAGGCUGAAGAGGAACACAAGAUUCACCUUCGGUUGAAGCCCGCCCUGGAAACCCUGGAUGAGCUCCUGGCCGCGGGCGAAGCUGGCACUUUCGACAUAGCCGUGGUGGACGCCGACAAGGAGAACUGCACCGCCUACUACGAGCGGUGCCUGCGGCUGCUGCGACCGGGAGGCGUCCUCGCUGUGCUCAGUGUCCUGUGGCGGGGAGAAGUGUUGCAACCCCAGCCGAAGGACCUGGAAACCCAGUGCGUGAGAAGCUUGAACGAGCGCAUCCUGCGGGACGCCAGGGUCCACAUCAGCCUUCUGCCCCUGGGCGACGGCCUCACCUUAGCCUUCAAAAUCUAAGACUGGCCCCCAGCGAUGGCCUCAACGGAAGGGACCUGGGAACCCGCUACCGGCCUUGAGUUUUAAACCUGUCAAUAAAGUGGAUCCUAGACACAA
This is a messenger RNA of Miniopterus natalensis, 1179 nucleotides long. RefSeq names its product catechol-O-methyltransferase domain containing 1 (gene COMTD1). The record is from RefSeq and is a predicted model, not a curated record. Lineage: Eukaryota; Metazoa; Chordata; Mammalia; Chiroptera; Miniopteridae. Gene Ontology annotation, molecular function: O-methyltransferase activity; S-adenosylmethionine-dependent methyltransferase activity.